UGUUUGUUAUUAUUUACAGCUGACUCCCGUGAGCGGAAGAAGACAAUAAUAAUGUGUUGAGUUCAGCUCUUUUGGCUUGGAUUAAUUUGAUCUCAUAUGAGCCUGUCAUAGACGUUCAUACCUGAAGCUAUAGAAAAUCUCAGCUUUAGGUUUCUAGAUCUGUCUCGUUACCAAGCCAACACUAGACUAGAUUCUAGACAUCUAGACUUUAGUCAACGUCAAAUCCUUUCGAGACCACGUUCUGUUCUGUCUGCUCUGAUUCACGUAACGACGCCUUCACGUAACUCAAAGGCUAGGCAAGAACUUCAUUUCAUUCAUGUUAUGGCAUCGUCUCAUUGUCUAUCGGAAGAGUCAGAUUCAGGAGUAGGGGGGACCUCUAACACUAACAGUCACAGUGUUGACUAUGAAAACGGAGAUUUAGAUCUAGACUGCUCAGCAGAUAAAAUUAAUCAGUUUCCUGAAGCCCUUGUUUUGGAAAUUCUCCGUUAUUUGCCAGUGAAGGAACGAUGUAUAGCAGGACGAGUUUGCAAGAGAUGGCGACGUAUUGUGUCGGACAACUCACUGUGGCGCCAUGUAGAUCUACUGCAAUACCGGUUGGACUUGCCAAGAAUGUGGAAAGUGCUUAGGGCCCACUUUUCCCCAUGUUUGCUUACCAUGAAAGUGAAAGGCUUUGCUCAUGCAGCUUCUCGCAAAAGGAAGAAGAUGUCAGUGUCAGACUCUAUGAUGAAGGAGCUGUCAUUCCGCUGUCCUAACCUGACUGUCUUACAUCUCCAUGACUGCAACACGGAGAAUCUAUCAUUCGACAGCCUGCCGUGCUCCAUUACCUCUCUCAGCAUCACCAGUUCCUCCUGGACGCCUCGCUGGUUCAAGGACAAGCACGACCACCUGCCCAGUAUGCACACCCUCAACUUGACGUCCACCAUCCGCCUGGACCGCUUUGACCUCGAAGAUAUCGCACUGAUGUCAGGCCUCAAGAAACUUUCUCUGUGUGGCUGCUACAGAGUAAGGGGUUCAGAUAUUGAAGUGGUGGCCAAGAAACUUGUGAAUUUAGAGUCCCUUAACCUCAGCAGCACAAAUAUAGAUGACUUGGGGAUACACCACAUCACCCACAAUUUGGUGAACCUCAGAGAGCUGUUCCUGGACAGCUGUGAGGUAAUCUCUGAUGCAUCACUGGCUUCUAUAGGAGUAUGCCUAACUAAAUUGUACAUGUUAGAUAUUUCUCAUGCUGACAAAGUCACUAUGGAAGGUCUUAAAGCAUUGUUUCGCCUGGACAAACUAAAGUUUGUCACUUUUGUUAGGGAAAAGAAGCUCACACAGGAAGAGCUUCAGUCCUUCAAAAAGGGUUUUUUGCAACGGAUCACAGUUGUUGGAUGAUGAUCAUUGCUGAUGCGAUUUAGCUCUUGAUGUGUGAUGUUUUUAGUUUCAUUAAUACUUAUAAAAGUUAUAAAUUUAUCUUUGUCUUGUGAUCAAGCUGUCUUUGAAAGUCUUCUGUGGUUGUACAUUUGGCAUCUAGAUUUGUUAAAAAUGUGUUUUAUUUAUUCUGUAAAUCAGCCAGCUCACUAGGAUUUCCAUUGUUGAGUGAGAAAUGGUCUUUGCACUUCAUCAAGUUUUUUUGUAUCUUGUUACAUCAUUUUUUGUGUACAUUUACAAAUUAUUCUCUUUUUUUGUGAUAUUUUUUUUUGGCAGCUGCUACAUAGAAAGUGUCUUGAAUAUAGGGGGGGGGGGGGUAGCUCAGUUGCUGUAGUGGGACGACCCUGUAUGAAUCUUGAUAUGGCAUUCUGGGACUUUGGUUAUGGACAGAAAAUGCUGUCAGGUUGGCAAAGGAAGUAGGACAGCUGGAUCAGAUGAGUAAAAAAUGUAUUCUUCUAUGAUGAAAAGGGCAAGCAGUUAUAAAGUCGGCUUUCCAGGAGAUAAUGUGAAUAGAAGCUGUAGCAUUCUGACCAUAAUCAGCUUGUUAGCGACUAUGCUGUAUUGAAGGGAACAGGUCAUGCUUUUUAGACUAAGGACAGGUUACAUUAGGCUAAAAGCACAUACUUUAUAUAUCUGGUCAUCACUAUCAUCAGCUUUUUUCACCUCUUGUGGGAGCAUAGACCUCCAUCGAGAACUCUCCAAAUACUUCUGUCCUGGGUUAUAUUCUACACCUCUGUCCAACUGUGUAUCCCAACUCCUUUAGGUCAGAAUCUUAGUCCCUCUUCUAGUAUCUUUAGCCCUUCCUUCCUUUCUCUUCCCUUGUGGAUUCCAUCCUAAGGCUUGGUGGGUAGUAUUUGUUUUCAAUUUUGUCAAAGUGUGUUCAAUCCACUUGUAUAUCCAGGUACUGGAUGCUAAAGACUGGCCUGUCUGAGAUAUUUAUUCGCAAUAUGGCGUCCAUACCCGCAGCACAGUUACUCGAGGAACAGCAAACACUGAACAGUCCCACAGUGGCCUAAUGUCCAGAACCAGUUUCUCUCAGAGAUAUACCCCAUAUAACUUGGAAGCACUGCGACUGACCACUGUAUUUGUGAAGAUGUAUUGCAUUGCCACAUAUGAUGGAGGGAGAAGAUGAGGAACAUAAACUGUUUCAGGAGUUUGGUCCCUUAGAGUUGGACAUUGCAAUGUGUGGGAAAACCUCUUUGAUAACCUUAUCAUGUUGAAAUCGUUGGCAAGAAUCAGGAACUAUUUUUUUUUUUUUAUUUAUUUCACAUUGUUCGAAAUUUUUUUAUGAACUGAGUAGUGUGGCGAUUUUUCAAUGUUUGCAGUAUCACGCUAUUGCUUUUGUUUGUUACUAUUGUCUAAUGUUGUACAUUUAUUUUUGAUUUGGGAUAAAAACUGUUUCUAAAAGUCUUGCGAGACUAUAAAUUAAACAUAUGGAGGUCUUUAAGAUUAAUUAAUGUAAUUCAAAUCAACAGCAUCAGAAAAUGUUACAGAAGAUAUAAGAUCUUUGCGCUUUGUGUCUUUUUCUAUCUAAUUUUAGAAUUAUAGAGGUUUUUUAAUGUUUAAUUCUUUUGUGAUCCUCAGUGACUUCUCACUAGUGCAAAGCUUCAGAAAUGAGUCUUUGACUUUUAACAUUGUUUAUCUCUUUUCAAACCACAAUCUCUUUUCUGAACUUCUGACACCGAGUAAUAUAUUCUGCAGGUAGCUCAAGUAACAGCAGUGAUAACUUUAUAGAAAGUGUCUCCAACUUUAGCAUUCUUGACUUGUUAAACUCUCAACAAGUCUGAGAUAAGAAAACAGUACAUUCUCUGUUGUUAGGGUACUAUAUGAAGAUUUGGAUGUUGCUGGUAUGUACAUUUAUGAAUACUUUUACUAUACUGUUACUUGUAUCAAUUUUGGCAACUGUAAAUACUGUAAAGAUAUGUACAUACAUGUACUUUAAAAAAUGUGUAAAUAAAUUAAAGUUUUGUUGUUUUUUUAUGACAAAAAAAGCUUAUAUUUACAAUACAAUUUGUUUAGAUUUUUACGAUGCUUUAGAUUAAGGUUUCCUUAAGCCUUAAGAGUGUAGAACACAGUCCAUACAUGUGCUGCUCAGCUUUGCAGUUCAUGUGUAGGUAGGCGAUCUUUCGACUGUGUAUGGACAGAUGUGCUUGUAGAAUUGAGAUAUAAAUGAAAUUCCUCAAUUUCGAAAUUUUCCCUAUUUACUCUUUGUAACCAAUUUUGUUUUUCCAUCAGAUUGUACAUACACAUCAUGACGAUUAUGAUAUAUUGCCUUGUUAUUGAAAAUGAAGUACUGUCUAGUAAGCCCAUAGCAAAAUAAUAAUAAUAAUUACUUUGUUAUCCACACUUUGUGUGCAUAUCCACACUCGUCACAUGCUCUGAGUGAGCUCUACAACUGUUAUAACCCCAGCAGACCCUAGAACAUUCAGAAACAUUCUCAGCUUCCCAAGAAGCAUACAGUGCAAGCUGCGGGUUACAUGCUCUAAAACAGAAACAAAUUGACCAGAUUUUUCUCACGUAGUGAAGCAAGCACAUAGCAGUUUUCAGCUCCCAGAUUUUUUCCAAAACAUGUAUUUUCUUUUAAUUUAAAACACAACUUACAUAGCAAAAUUCAUAUACCCAGGGAAAAAAAUUGCUGAUUUCGCUAUGGCGGCUAUGUGCAUGCUGGACUGCAUAUAUUACAUUUGUAUUCAGACAAGAUUUAUUUUUGUUUUCUUGGUAUAUUGUUAUCUGCUGUUCCUCCUGGGGUUGUUGUUUACCUGAUGUUCUUCUUUCUGAAAAGUAUAAUCUUGAAUUAUGUCCAAUGUAAACUGUGAUGUAUUAGCUCUUUUAUUCUAUUUUUUGUGUGUUUCAUUAUAUUAAUCAUUUGAGAUACCACUUUUGUAUAAUGUGAUUCGCUGACUCAAUAAAGUAAAUAUUUCAUUAGCAUA
Aplysia californica (California sea hare) is the source of this 4340-nucleotide messenger RNA. RefSeq names its product F-box/LRR-repeat protein 12. The transcript is spliced from 3 exons. NCBI's taxonomy places the organism in Eukaryota, Metazoa, Mollusca, Gastropoda, Aplysiida, Aplysiidae. The record is from RefSeq and is a predicted model, not a curated record. Gene Ontology annotation, biological process: SCF-dependent proteasomal ubiquitin-dependent protein catabolic process. Gene Ontology annotation, cellular component: SCF ubiquitin ligase complex. The coding region runs from base 322 to 1374 and encodes 350 amino acids. Gene Ontology annotation, molecular function: protein binding.